ACGCUAAAAUAAGGGGGCAGGCACGACAAGGAAAACAGUAGUGACGUCGCGGACUCCCAUCAUUCAGCGGGGCACCAUGGCCGACACCAGGGAUAAGGGUCUGCAGGACUACAGGAAGAAACUACUCGAACAUAAAGAAAUUGACGGACGAUUAAAAGAGUUGAGGGAACAGCUAAGGGAACAAACAAAGCAGUACGAGAAAUCAGAGAACGAUCUGAAGGCACUCCAAAGUGUUGGUCAGAUUGUCGGCGAGGUUCUGAAACAGUUGACCGAGGAAAAAUUUAUUGUAAAGGCCACAAAUGGACCGCGAUAUGUUGUUGGAUGCCGCAGGCAGUUGGACAAAUCACAGCUGAAACCUGGUACAAGGGUGGCUUUGGACAUGACCACCCUCACUAUUAUGAGGUACCUGCCGCGUGAGGUGGACCCCUUGGUUUACAACAUGUCCCAUGAAGACCCUGGCAGUGUUUCCUACUCCGAGAUCGGAGGGCUGUCUGAACAGAUCAGAGAGCUGAGAGAGGUGAUCGAGCUUCCCCUGACCAACCCGGAGCUCUUCCUGAGGGUGGGCAUCAUCCCUCCCAAGGGCUGCCUUCUCUACGGACCUCCAGGUACUGGGAAGACACUUCUAGCCAGAGCAGUGGCCAGCCAGCUGGACUGCAACUUCCUCAAGGUGGUGUCCAGCUCCAUCGUGGAUAAGUACAUUGGGGAGAGCGCCAGACUCAUCAGAGAGAUGUUCAACUACGCCCGCGACCACCAGCCCUGCAUCAUCUUCAUGGACGAGAUUGACGCCAUCGGCGGGAGGCGUUUCUCUGAGGGGACCUCAGCUGACAGAGAGAUCCAGAGGACACUGAUGGAGCUGCUGAACCAGAUGGACGGCUUCGACACCCUCCACAGAGUGAAGAUGAUCAUGGCCACCAACCGCCCCGACACGCUGGACCCGGCCCUGCUGCGGCCCGGGCGCCUGGACCGCAAGAUCCAUAUCGAGCUUCCUAACGAACAAGCCCGCCUGGACAUCAUGAAGAUCCACUCUAGCCCCAUCACCAAGCACGGAGAGAUCGAUUACGAGGCCAUCGUGAAGCUGUCGGAUGGCUUCAACGGAGCCGAUCUGAGGAACGUGUGCACGGAAGCGGGUCUGUUCGCCAUCCGGGCCGACCGGGAGUACGUCACCCAGGAGGACUUCAUGAAGGCCGUCCGUAAGGUGGCCGACUCCAAGAAACUGGAGUCCAAGCUGGACUACAAACCCUUAUAAACGCCCCCCCCCCAGCCGUCUGCGUCUACGAAGAAACAAAAACACAGACCGGAAAACAACAAAGGCCAGGAGAGGGGUUUGAGCUGAGGUGUGGGGUAUCUCAGAAAUAAGCUCCCCUCUGGUGUGUUCUUUUUUUAUUUCUUUGGUUUUGUAUGUUUAUGUAAAGGAACGUUUAGCUAUCGUCAGAUUUCUUUGCAGUUGCCAACAGAGCGAGGGACACGCAUUGAGCGAUAUCUUUAAAUCCUCUUUCCAUUUCCUACGGAGUUUAACCCGACCUUCAUGUUCAGGCGGUAGUCAGGGACAAUUUCUGGCAUCUGUGAGAACACUUGUAUAAAAACAAAAAAGUUGAAUUACUGCAUUAAAAACAUGACAUAUAAAU
This is a messenger RNA of Gadus macrocephalus (Pacific cod), 1625 nucleotides long. It is a transcript of the gene psmc6, whose product is annotated as proteasome 26S subunit, ATPase 6. Gene Ontology annotation, biological process: positive regulation of RNA polymerase II transcription preinitiation complex assembly. The transcript has 14 exons. The record is from RefSeq and is a predicted model, not a curated record. Gene Ontology annotation, cellular component: cytosolic proteasome complex; proteasome regulatory particle, base subcomplex. Lineage: Eukaryota; Metazoa; Chordata; Actinopteri; Gadiformes; Gadidae. Gene Ontology annotation, molecular function: proteasome-activating activity; ATP hydrolysis activity; ATP binding. The coding region runs from base 77 to 1246 and encodes 389 amino acids.